UCCCUUCCGCCUUCCCGCCCCGGUCCCGUCCUGCCGCGGCCGCAAAGCGCUUCGCUGCCGUGUAACGCGUUUACGACAUCGCGGGACGGCGGCGGGGGGGCCGUGACCAUGUUCGGGGCGGCGGUGGCGGACGAGGACGACGCGGAUUUCCUGUCCCCAGCCAGCGGUGCUAGAUUGGCCUCUCUCUUUGGUCUGGAUCAAACGGUCUCAAGCCAUGGAAAUGAAUUCUUCCAGUACACUGCACCAAAGCAGCCUAAGAAGGGUCAAACAGCAGCUGCAGCUCAGGCAGCCCAGAAGGCUCCUGCGGCCCCAGCAGCUUCAGGAGCACCAUCAGUGUUCACGGCCACUGCAGUUCAUGCUUAUCGAUAUACAAAUGGGCAGUACUUGAAGCAAGGCAAGUAUGGAGCAGCUGUAGUGGGGAACCACGUUACUAAAGAGUACAGGAUCCUCCUUUACAUCAGUCAGCAGCAACAGAUCACAACUGCAAGGAUCCAUCCAGGCUUCAUACUCACAGUUCAACCCAACAAUUACAGUACGUUCUAUGAUGAUCAGAGACAAAACUGGUCCAUCAUGUUUGAGUCAGAAAAGGCAGCAAUGGAUUUCAGUAAGCAGGUCUGCAUUGCCAAAUGUAACAGCUCCCCAGCACUUGAUUCAGUCCUCUACCAGGAUCUUGUUCUUGGAGAAGGCCAGGGAGUAGGAGUGGGAGACUCUCUGGAGAUUGCCUAUGUGGGUUGGCUGUUCCAGAACCACGGGCUUGGACAGGUGUUUGACUCAAAUGUUAACAAAGACAAGCUGUUGCGGCUAAAGCUGGGAUCUGGAAAGGUCAUCAAGGGAUGGGAAGAAGGAAUGAUGGGGAUGAAGAAAGGAGGACGAAGGUAUCUCAUUAUUCCUCCAGCAUGGGCCUAUGGGGCUCAGGGAGUGGCUGGCCGUGUCCCUCCAGACUCUACUUUAGUUUUUGAGGUGGAAGUUAAGAGAGUGAAGUUGGUAAAGGAGUGCUCUGGUUCGGAUGGACAGAGUGCUAGCUCAAGGGAUUCUCCUGCACCCUCUCCAGUACCCAAUUCAGAUGGAUUCUCUGCAGACACCGGUUUAUUGCCUCCAUCUACGAUACCUCCAAAGCCUGGGGAGCCAGCUGUUCGGGCCAAGUCAAACUCCAUCAGUGAACAGCUAGCAAAUCCAGAUGUAGCAAAGGCAAAGCUAAUUUCUCGGAUGGCUAAAAUGGGCCAGCCCAUGCUGCCUUUCCUUGCCGGAACAGCAGGUAGUCAGCUUGACUCCAGUGACUCGGAAAUAGAGGAUCCAAAUACACUGAGAGGGACAGUGCAACCAGUGGCCUCAUCUUCCAUGAGGCCGUUGCAGCCGGCUCAUGCAGUACUGCCCACAGUGUCAGCACAAGUACCUCAAGCAGCUGGUUCUACACCCCCGGUAUCUUCUGCUGCUUUAAUACCUGCAACGAUCCAGCCUCAUUCAGCUCUGCCUGGAGGAGCACAGGGUUUUCAGGCAUAUCCGGGAAUGGCAUUUGCUUACACCCAGACUGCUGCCUCUGCUUCUCAGCUGCAGCCUGUAGGACAGAUGUAUCCCACACCUUACCAAGCACCCGGGGAUGUUACUUCCUUUUUGAUGGCAGAAGCUCGGCAGCAUAACACCGAAAUCCGAAUGGCCGUUAGCAAAGUAGUAGAUAAAAUGGAUCACCUGGCUGCCACGGUGGAGGAGUUGAAGAAACAAAACGCUGGUAACAGCUCAUUGCUGCCUGGUAUCUCCUCUGUUACUAUGGAAGCCUCCAUGAUCAUGAGCAACAUCCAACGCAUAAUCCAGGAGAACGAGAGGCUGAAGCAAGAGAUAUUUGAGAAGAGCGGUCGUAUUGAGGAGCAAAAUGAGAAGAUCAGUGAGUUGAUUGAGCGGAAUCAGAGGUAUGUCGAACAAAGUAACUUGCUAAUGGAGCAGAGGAAUCAUUCACUGCAAACGACAAAUGAAAACACACAGGCAAGAGUGUUACAUGCAGAACAGGAGAAGGCCAAAGUUGCAGAGGAGUUAGCAGCUGCCACGGCACAGGUCUCCCAGCUGCAGCUGGAGCUGACUGCCCACCAGAAGAAGGAGAUGGACCUGCGGAAACAGCUGUCUGCUGCCCUGCAGGAGGCAGAGCGACAUGAGACGCAGCUCAGCAAACUGCAAGUGCAGUUAGCAGAGCUCCAAGAAGCCUCUGAGGACACUCAGACCAGAUUCAAAGCUGAGAAGCAGAGCCGCAAACAGCUGGACAUGAAGAUUACGGCAUUGGAAGAAGAGCUAACGGACCUGAAAGUGGAAAAGGAGACUCUUGAAAGGAAUCUUUCAGAGAGGAAGAAGAAAUCCCUCUCAGAGAGAGCUCAAGCAGAGGAAGAGAUGGAAGAAAUACGCAGAUCCUAUCAGCAGGAACUGGACAAGCUUCGACAGCUGCUGAAAAAGGCACGGACUUCAACUGACCAGGCAGCAGCAGAGCAGCUAUCACUCCUCCAGGCAGAGCUGGAAUCCCAGUGGGAAGCCAAAUGUGAACGUACGCUGGCCUCGGCCAAGGAGCAGCAUGUUAGACAGUACCAGGAGGUGUGUGAGCAGAGAGAUUCCCUGCAGCAGCAGGUGUCCCAGCUGGAAGAGAAGCUUGCAGCUCUAAAACACUCGAAAAAAGCAGAGGAGCAAAAAUUGUCUGAGUUUCAGCAACGUUUGGAGCAACUAGAGCCUAUCAAAGAGAAGUACUUAACCCUGCAGUCCGAUAUUGUGGCGCUGAAGGCUCGCUAUGAAGAACGCAUCCGAGACCUGGAGAAGGACCAGGCUGGAUCUUCACCUGCAGACUUCACCGAAGAAGUAAAGAAGAUAAUGAAUGGUGUAUUUCAGUCUCUUCGGGGUGAAUUUGAGCUGGAAGAGACGUACAGUGGCAGGACAGUUCUGGGUGUUGUCAUGAACACUAUUAAGACUGUAACGCUGCAGCUACUCAGCAGGCAGCAGGAGAAAGCGGAUCAUGACAGCAGAAAGGAGGAUUCUGGAACAGGAGCAGUGAGACAGGAGGGAUUGCCUGGAGCGAAGACUGACCACAAAGAGCCCAUGCAGCAUAGUGCAGCACAGAGUGCUGCAUUCCCAGCUGAUCCUGGGGAAGCAACCACAGGCUCCACGGUGUCUGACCAGGAAGGCGAGUCUGCUCCUCUGUCUGCCAGGCCCAGAACUCCCGAGGAGAAGCAGGCGGCACAGAGCAGUGUGGUGUUGGAAGAUGAAAAGGUCCAGGGGGAGCAUCUCUCUUCCACCGCUGAAUCCUACCCGGGUCCUGAUAGGGAGCCUAUGCUUGCAGGACAGCCUGUUCCUGAGGUGGAUGAGGAUGUUGUCCCAGCUGCGCGAAGGCAGGAGAGCAGUCCCACCAGCAAAGCUGAGACUGAAGACAGUCCCUCCAGGGUGUCUUUGCAGGCAGAAGCUGCAGAACCCUCUGUUCUAGAAGCCAAGCCAGGAGAAGCAGGUGGGGCAGUGCUUCUAGAAGAACCAACUGCGGAGCAGAAGGCAGAGGAGCCUGUAGGAGGCUUAGAGCCCCCUCCCUUAAAUGGCGAGGCAGAGAACUGCACAGACCCAUCAGAUGGAGGUGGCUCUGAGAAGGAGCCUGCUUCACUACCCAACGCAGCAGAGCAGAGCUCUGCUAUCAUCAGAGAAACCCCAGGACAGCCGGAGGGGGGCUCCGGCGAGAGGCAAAAAGAUCCCAGUCUCUUUGAGGAUGACAACUUCUUUGAAACAGCAUCUCCUAAACCACUGAAGCCUCGAGUUCCAUCUGAGGAGGAGGAUGAGGAGGAAGUGAGCAUGAAGGGGCGCCCCCCUCCAGCCCCACUCUUUGGUGAUGAUGAUGAUGAUGAUCUGGACUGGUUGGGAUGAAGAGCUGGCUGGUGAACCUGUGAGCCCCCUCCUCUGGGCAUGGCCUCUUCCUCUGCACUUAGCUCUUGACAGGCUGCAUAUGUUGGUCAGUUGUGAGCAACCAGGGACUUCCCAGGCUCGUGCACUGCAGCCUGAGGGGCCUGGGAGCAAGGGGCUCCUUCUGCGCGCGUGGGCACCCAGACCCCUCGCUCUGACCUGGCAACCGCACAGAGGUUGGGACGAGCUGAAGGAACCACCCAGUCUUAGUGCACGUUUGUGUUGCUGUCCUACUUCUGUGAUUCAUUAAUCUGAAACUUUAUGCAAAUACAAACUGUAAAGUGCUUCAGGAGACCAAGUCUGGCAGGACCCUGCGCUACGCAACUACUUCGGUUUUUGGUCGUGUUUUUUUUUUUU
This is a messenger RNA of Phalacrocorax carbo (great cormorant), 4266 nucleotides long. The record is from RefSeq and is a predicted model, not a curated record. NCBI's taxonomy places the organism in Eukaryota, Metazoa, Chordata, Aves, Suliformes, Phalacrocoracidae.